This is a messenger RNA of Leptosomus discolor (cuckoo roller), 1200 nucleotides long. NCBI's taxonomy places the organism in Eukaryota, Metazoa, Chordata, Aves, Leptosomiformes, Leptosomidae. The record is from RefSeq and is a predicted model, not a curated record.
GUGGAGUGGCUGAAGAACGAAGAGGUGAUUGAUCCCGUGGAAGACCGAAAUUUUUACAUCACCAUCGACCACAACCUGAUCAUUAAGCAAGCCCGGCUUUCUGACACGGCCAAUUACACUUGUGUCGCCAAAAAUAUUGUGGCCAAAAGAAAAAGCACCACAGCAACUGUGAUUGUCUAUGUGAAUGGAGGCUGGUCUACCUGGACUGAGUGGUCAGUCUGUAACAGCCGAUGUGGGAGAGGCUUUCAGAAGCGUACGAGGACCUGCACCAAUCCUGCCCCACUCAACGGUGGUGCCUUCUGCGAGGGCCAGAGCGUUCAGAAAAUAGCUUGCACCACUCUGUGUCCAGUGGAUGGCAAGUGGACAUCCUGGAGCAAGUGGUCCACCUGUGGCACGGAGUGCACCCACUGGCGCCGGAGGGAGUGCACGGCCCCGGCGCCCAAGAAUGGGGGGAAGGACUGCGAAGGGCUGGUGCUGCAGUCCAAGAACUGCACCGACGGGCUUUGCAUGCAGGGUUUCAUUUAUCCUAUUUCAACUGAACAGAGAACCCAGAAUGAAUAUGGAUUUUCUUCUGCUCCUGACUCAGAUGAUGUUGCUCUCUAUGUUGGGAUCGUCAUAGCUGUGAUUGUGUGCCUGGCUAUUUCCGUGGUUGUGGCCCUGUUUGUCUAUCGCAAGAACCACCGUGACUUCGAGUCAGAUAUUAUCGACUCCUCGGCGCUAAAUGGGGGAUUUCAGCCUGUUAACAUCAAGGCUGCAAGGCAAGACCUCCUGGCAGUACCACCAGACCUCACUUCUGCUGCAGCCAUGUACAGGGGUCCUGUUUACGCCUUGCAUGACGUUUCUGAUAAAAUCCCAAUGACCAAUUCUCCAAUCCUGGACCCGCUGCCCAACCUGAAGAUCAAGGUUUAUAACACCUCUGGCGCAGUCACCCCCCAGGAUGACCUCUCUGACUUCUCCUCCAAGCUGUCCCCACAGAUUACACAGUCUCUGCUGGAGAACGAGACCCUGAACAUAAAGAACCAGAGCCUUGCUCGGCAAACUGACCCAUCAUGCACUGCAUUUGGGACCUUCAACUCCUUAGGAGGUCACCUGGUAAUUCCCAAUUCAGGAAUAAGCUUGCUGAUCCCAGCGGGGGCCGUUCCACAAGGGAGAGUCUAUGAAAUGUAUGUGACAGUUCACAGGAAGGAGAACAUGAGGUAA